This is a messenger RNA of Chenopodium quinoa (quinoa), 1037 nucleotides long. RefSeq names its product ethylene-responsive transcription factor WIN1-like. Bases 104 to 649 code for a protein of 181 amino acids. NCBI's taxonomy places the organism in Eukaryota, Viridiplantae, Streptophyta, Magnoliopsida, Caryophyllales, Amaranthaceae. Gene Ontology annotation, molecular function: DNA binding; DNA-binding transcription factor activity. Gene Ontology annotation, biological process: regulation of DNA-templated transcription. The record is from RefSeq and is a predicted model, not a curated record. The transcript is spliced from 2 exons.
CUUUAACUUGAAUUCAUCUCCAUCUACCCACACUUAUAAUUAGCAACCCCUUUUCUCAACUAUCCCAUUGUACUUUGCACACCCACUAUCACUCCCAAAAAUUAUGGGACUCUUACAGUCUACUAAGAAGUUCAGAGGUGUCAGGCAGCGCCAUUGGGGUGCUUGGGUUGCCGAGAUUCGUCAUCCUCUAUUGAAAAGAAGAAUAUGGUUGGGGACCUUCAAGUCCGCCGAGGAGGCGGCUAGAACCUACGAUGAAGCGGCCGUCCUAAUGAGUGGCCGGAAAGCUAAGACAAAUUUUCCUGUCACUACCAAAAUUAGCGGCUCAAGCAAUGAGGUAACAUCAAGACCAUCAAAAGAACCAUUAUCAAAAUCAUAUCCAAAUUCUGUUUCCUCCCUCCUUAACUCGAAGCUUCGAAAGUCAUAUCAAAAGUUGUGUCCUUCCCUCACUUGUCUAAGGCUAGACACUGAGAACUCCAACAUCGGAGUAUGGCAAAAGCGGUCCAUUGGAGGGCAAUCGAACUCGAGUUGGGUCAUGACCGUAAAAUUUGAUGCAAAAAAUAAUGUUGAAGCACAAGAAACUAAGGGUGGAAUUAGUGAAGAAGAGAAAGUUGCGUUACAAAUGAUAGAGGAGCUUCUAAAUAAAUACUAAUAUAUAGUACGAAGUAUAUAUAUAUUAUGUUUGUUAUACUACGUAUAUUUUAGCUUUAGUUAGACAAAAGUACGGUACGGUAUAGGUAUAUAGUACAUAAAAUACUUGGGUAAUUAUUAGGAAUAUAUUAUGUGAUUAGGAUUAAGGAAGUCGUGUUACUCUAGGAAUCCUAUACUAAUACGCUUCCUAAUUACAUAAUAGUAGUAGUAUAUUCUUAAUAAUUAUAAAGUAUUGAUUGGCUGUUAUUGCAAGUUAGAAAAGCUAGCUAGUGUAUGUAUUUUAGUAAUUGCAACUUUGUCAUUUUCUACAUGAUGGCAAACUUAUGGGAUAUAUAUGUAUGUGGGAAUAAUAAAUUACACUCAUUAAGGAGUAGAAUUUUGUAAGCAAA